AUGAGUUCUGUUACUUGUAUGCUGAAGAUCACCGAUAACUACGAAAAAGAUAUUCAGGAAAGAUGCACUACGGCCACUUCCACAUUUAGCUCCUUAACGAAAUGCCUGUGUUCGACGCCUAACGCCAGUGAAGUCAAGUUGCGAGUCUACCUAUUCGCAGUUCGGGCCAUCAUGAUGUACGGAUCGGAGAUGGUCGAGACGGAAACGAAGCCAGUUAGACGGCUGCUCGGCUGCGUUUGGCCUAGAGUGUGUCAGAAUGAAGAUCUUUACGAGGAAAUCGAUGUGGUGUACCUGCGGAAAGCACAUGGAAGUUAUCAACAUUCAUAUUAA
Messenger RNA from Necator americanus (New World hookworm), 330 nucleotides. RefSeq lists its product as uncharacterized. The transcript has a single exon. Lineage: Eukaryota; Metazoa; Nematoda; Chromadorea; Rhabditida; Ancylostomatidae. The coding region runs from base 1 to 330 and encodes 109 amino acids. The record is from RefSeq and is a predicted model, not a curated record.